UGGAGUUUCUUAUUUUGUCUUAAAAAUGAGGAAUUUUGCAUUUUAUUUUUAUAUUUUUGUUUUCUUGAAAAUGUUUAAAACGCCACCCGUUAACUAAUUCAGCCCCCUCCGUGAACCAGUUCUUUCCUGUGGCUUCAAUGCCUUUUCACCCCCUCCCCACCCUUCUGAGUGUUGCUUUAUGCAUAACGGGUUUGAGAUAGGGAAGAAUCAAAUUCUAACAACGGUCAUUUUGUGCCUAAACUACUUUUAAGCUUUACCUACGGUCUUGACGACUUAGCAUGAGGCCAAGGUUCUAGUCUCACUAAGUUGUUGUCAUGAUUGACCGGCUCUUGUCUGAUCUAGUGUUGUCCCCCUUCAAAGGCACUGACAUGGCAGCCGGAUUGGUCAUGCAUAAAUUGUGAUAGUUCUAAGUCACUUAUGCUUUGGUUGGUAACAGUGUCAAUUUCUGGAAAUGUUACUAAUGUAGAAGAGGCCAGAAGAAUUUAGAUGGUAGAUUUUUUUUUUUUCUCUGUCAGGAACAGCCUGCUCAUUUUAUUUUUUUAUUUUUGAAGAUUUUAUUUAUUUGACAGAGAGAUAGAGAGACAGCACAAGUAGGCAGAGUGGCAGGCAGAGGGAGAGGGAGAAGCAGGCUUCCCGCUGAGCGGGGAGCCCGAUUCGGGGCUCGAUCCCAGGAUCCUGGGAUCAUGACCGGAGCCGAAGGCAGCCGCCUAGCCGACUGAGCCAUCCAGGCGCCCCUAGAUGGUAGAUAUUUCUGGUGUUUGGAUACUUAAAGAAGAUUAUUUGAAGACUGCUUUUGGAAUCAAAUAGCAUGGAUCCCAGCAGUGACUACCAUUUCCUCAAUCAGAUUUUGUGGAGAAGGGUGAAACUCACGUUGGUUUGUGGCAUAUUUGAGGGAGUACUCCAGCAUGUGGACCCUAACAAGAUUGUUGUCCUGAAGAAAGUGAAGAAUGUGGAGACUGGUCGAAGUGUUCCAGGAGUGAAGAUGUUUUUUGGGCAUGAGAUUCUGAACGUGGAACUACUGGAUGAAGUAGAACAAGGUGUGAUGAGAGAAAAGGCAUCUUCUGUCAGUCUAAAUACAGAAAGAACCAGGAUGGGUGAAGGUGAAGACCUGAACAUACGUGAGCCUCUUUCUCCUGCCUCUGAGGCACUAACCACCUCUCCGCUGAGUGACCUCAAGUACAGCCCAUCAGAGGAAGAGGAGGUGACAUAUACAGUCAUUGAUCAAUUCCAGCAGAAGUUUGGUGCUGCAAUGCUCCACAUCAAGAAGCAGAGUGUCCUGAGUGUGGCAGCCGAAGGUGCUAAUGUGUGUCGUCAUGGGAAACUAUGUUGGCUUCAGGUGGCCACAAAUAGCCGAGUUUACUUAUUUGACAUUUUCCUUCUGGGAAGUCGUGCUUUCAACAAUGGACUUCAGAUGAUAUUAGAAGACAAGAGAAUUUUGAAGGUUAUCCAUGAUUGUCGUUGGCUUUCUGAUUGCCUCUCUCAUCAGUAUGGAAUUUUGCUGAAUAAUGUCUUUGACACACAGGUAGCAGAUGUCCUUCAAUUUUCCAUGGAAACAGGUGGCUUUCUUCCAAACUGCAUCAGUUCUUUACAGGAGAGUUUAAUCAGACACCUUAAGGUAGCCCCUAAGUAUCUCUCCUUUCUGGAAGAAAGACAAAAAUUGAUUCAGGAAAAUCCAGAAGUGUGGUUCACACGACCUCUUUCACCUUCCCUACUGAAAAUUUUGGCCCUGGAAUCUACCUACCUACUACCCCUUCGUUUGGUACUCCUGGAUGAGAUGAUGUCUGACCUAACCACACUUGUGGACGGGUACCUAAACACCUACCGGGAAGGGUCUGCAGAUCGCCUGGGAGGCACAGAGCCUACAUGUAUGGAGCUUCCAGAAGAACUGCUUCAACUCAAGGACUUCCAGAAGCAGCGCAGAGAGAGAGCUGCAAAAGAAUAUAGGGUGAACGCACGGGGCCUCCUAAUAAGGACAGUGCUACAUCCAAAGAAAUCAGUGACAGAGACCGUGGGGAAAGUAGGGGUUUCCUUACUUUGUAAAAACUCUAUGCUAGAUGAAACUCCAAGUUUUACAUCUCAUCAGGAUGUAAAUUUGCUGAAAGAAGAAUCUAAAAAUAAACAAACUCCGACAGAACCUCAACAUCUACCUUCCAUGAAGGAAGAAACCAGUGAGGAUUGUAACAACAAACUCAUUUGCUCUGAGUCAGAGAUACCCAGACAGCAGUUUCAGACAAAUUUAUCUUUGAAAGAGGAGAUAGAACAGUUACUGAUGGUGGAAAACAAGGAAGAUCUAAAAUGCACAAAACAAGAAGUUUCAGUGUCUCUUUCCCUUCCUCAGGAAACUGGAGUGUCUCCAAGUGACACCUUUCAUCCUCUUAGAAAAGCUGUGCUUCCCACACUUCCUCCCUGUCCAGCCUUGGAGAAAACGGAAUCUUGGAUAAAUCUCUCUCCAAAUUUAUCUUAGAGAUGCGCGACUUAUUCUUGAGACCAUGAAGGUGGCUCAUUUCCUCUACCAAUAAGGCCUUCCUCAGUGCUUAAGUUUGUCAUGUUGUAAAUUUAGUUUUGCCUCAAUCACAAAGAAAGGAAGGCUUCAGCAAAAAUUAUAUCCUUUUGCUUACUCCUACAUGCCUAGAAUUUUAUUAGAAGGGAAUGAAUAACUUAAAUAAUGGAAGAAGUAAAUGUUUUGAUUAUGUCACUGUGCAGAAAUGUUCCCAGUGGUCAGAGUGGUCAGAGUGAAUGAUUUCUCAUAAUUUGGGUUUAGAGGAUUUGAGGAGGGGAAAAUUCCUGGGCUUAGUAUCUGGAAGAAUCUAUACUUUUAAACUUUUUUUUUUUUUUUUUUAAUGUAAGCUCUAUGCCCUAAGUGGGGCUCAAACUCACAAUCCCAAGUUCAAGAGUUGCAAGCUCUACCAACUGAGCCAGCCAGGUGCCCCUACUUUUAAACUUUUGUUGUAUUUUUUGGUUUGAAAGGGACUGGUAAAACUUGUAUGGGUAAGUUUAAAAAAAUUGGCACCUGAUAACUACUAGUACUUUUUUUCUUUUUUUAAAAUACUAACUCUAAUUUGUCAAUUAUACAUCAAAAAAGCUGAAAAAAUACUGACUUUAGUCUUGAAUUUUGAUGUUUUGUCUGUCUUAUGUCAUAGACAAACACUAAUUAAUGUUAUUACAGGAAUCAAUAUCCCAGUUUUAAUUUCUUUUAAUUCCAUUUAUUUUUAGAAAGUUUUGUCCAUUUUUGUAACAAAGCAGGUACUUCUUUUGAGUAUGUCUGUUAUGUAAACUUGAAGUUUGAUUCCCCUCUAUUUUCUUGGAGUUGGCAUACUUUCUUUCAUUUUUUUAUUAAAAAUUUUUUUUUUUUAAUUUUAUGUAGGCUCCACACCCAGUGUGGGGCUUGAACCUAUGACCCUGAGAUCAAGAGUUGCAUUUUCUACUGAUGGAACCAGCCAGGUGCCCCAGUUUGGUAUACUUUCUUAGGGUGAAGGGAAGGCAACUUGUACUAAGCCCUUUUUAUAUUGAAUACUUGCAAGUUGCUCACAUUCUUUUGUGUACAAUAACCAAUAAACCUGUUGUGCUACUGGAUUAUCUCUUUUCUUCAUUAGGUCACAGUAGGAAUAAGGUGGAAUAUGUAUAGAUUUCUAGGUCUAGAGCCCAGCCUAAAAAUGUAUAAGUUGACUCCCAUACAGGACUCUAUUAUUUAUUGUACUUAUGGGAAACUUUGGGACAACCUACAAUUAGGAACAUCCUUGUCUGCACUAGCCGAUUCUGAGUGCACUGAAAAAAUAGCUGUGCCUUUCCAAACUCCAGGAUGCAGAUCUAGUCUAAACUAAAGUUGAGGGCGGGUCCAAGAGCAGUCAGCUCAUCCGUGCAGUUGUGGUGUCUCACUUUGUCCUUAGUUUAGAAGGUCACUUGGGGCCAAGGUGGUUUGUGGUUCAUCUUGGGUGAAUACAUUUCAGGUUGAGCCCAGAAUGUGGUUAAUCUUGGCUUACUCUGGAAGGGGCAUGAAUUCUUGUGAAAUUUCUAGAGUUGAUUUAACUUCCUAUGGAACCAUUACAUUAUCAUACACAACAUAUAUACAUAAAGGCUACAAAGAAAAACAAAAUAGGGGCACCUGGGUGGCUCAGUCGUUAAGCCUCUGCCUUCAGUUCGGGUCAUGAUUCCAGGGUCCUGGGAUCGAGCCCCGCAUCGGGCUUCCUACUCAGCGGGAAGCCUGCUUCUCCCUCUCCCACUCCCCCUGCUUGUGUUCCUUCUCUCGCUGUGUCUCUCUCUGUCAAAUAAAUAAAAUAAAAUCUUAAAAAAAAAAAAAAAAAGAAAAACAAAAUAUUCUUCAUAUUCAAAAAAGGAAUUCUUGUUUCAUUAGGUAUGUUGGCUAUAUUUGAGAAUAUAGGGUGCUGGGUGGCUCAGUUGGUUAAGCAACUGACUCUUGAUAUCAGCUCAGGUCUUGAUCUCACAGUUGUGAGUUCAAGCCCCACGUUGGGCUCCACGCUGGGCAUGGAGCCUACUUAAACAACAACAACAACAACAACACAAAAAAAAGAAAUAAAAACCACUGGACUGUGUUAGGCCUUUGCUGUGCUGCUCAAUAUGGUAGGCACUAGUCAUGUGUAGCUAUUUAAAUUUAAAAUUAAAUUAAUUAAAAUUAGAAAUUCAAUUCCUCAUUUGCACUUGCCGUAUUUCCAGUACUCAAUAGUCCCAUGUGCCCAGAGGCUAUGUAGUAUUGAAUGUCACAGGUGAAGAACAUUUCUAUUGUUUGAGAAAGUUCUUUUGGACAGUGCUAGUUGAGAGGUACUUUGAUUCCCAGAACUAAAUGAGCCUUUUGGGUUUCUUCACAGUAUUUUCUCAGUGAAACACUCAUAUACCUGGGCUCCAUAUCCUCAUUCUAGGCUGGAGUGCCAACCUAAACCCCAUGUAUGCACCCAGCUCCUACCAUGAAGUUCUGUUUUAGCUAGAGUGAAAAAUUCAUGCAUUGUUCAAGCCCUGUUGCUGGUACUCUGUGCGAUUAUGCAGACUUCUUUUCUAAAUUUUGCCCAGAAUUUUGGGAAAUCCUAGGUUCUUGUCCCAAUCCACCACUGAGUUCUUUUUUUUUUUUUUUUAAAGAUUUUA
Messenger RNA from Mirounga angustirostris (Northern elephant seal), 5094 nucleotides. It is a transcript of the gene EXD1, whose product is annotated as exonuclease 3'-5' domain containing 1. NCBI's taxonomy places the organism in Eukaryota, Metazoa, Chordata, Mammalia, Carnivora, Phocidae. The record is from RefSeq and is a predicted model, not a curated record. The transcript is spliced from 12 exons. Gene Ontology annotation, biological process: piRNA processing. Bases 809 to 2464 code for a protein of 551 amino acids. Gene Ontology annotation, molecular function: 3'-5' exonuclease activity; nucleic acid binding. Gene Ontology annotation, cellular component: PET complex.